Suillus paluster is the source of this 801-nucleotide messenger RNA. RefSeq lists its product as uncharacterized. The record is from RefSeq and is a predicted model, not a curated record. The transcript is spliced from 2 exons. Bases 1 to 801 code for a protein of 266 amino acids. NCBI's taxonomy places the organism in Eukaryota, Fungi, Basidiomycota, Agaricomycetes, Boletales, Suillaceae.
AUGGACCCCAACAAUGCAAUUAGACCAGACUAUACUCUACCAGAGUUCCAAGGAGAGCGCCAACAACUAAUAGAUGAAGCGUUAUGGAAUUUUAACAAUAACACCGAGAAGGUGCGCUGGACAGCUAGACAACAACAUCUAGAAGAGGCCCGCCAGCGAGCCGAAGAAGACGAAGCCCAGAGGCAACAGGACCUCAAAGACGAAGAAGAAGCAGUGCGGCUAGAAGACAAGAAGAAAAACAAGAGCAAGUACAUGCCUAUCAAACGCGGAAAGGUCCCUUCCGACCCUACCAUCCUCCCGGCGCAAUAUGUGACCAGGAGAUUGAAAGCAGGAGAUUACUGCAAGUUACACUACUUCACCAACAGAGGCCUCGACGAGGCCAAGAUAUCAGCCUUAAUCGCUGAACCCAACGCACUAGUAAUGCUACCAGCAUCAGACGGAGUCCAUUCAUGGGUUCCCGCUGCAGCGGUCAAGGAUCCCAAGAUGGCCCCCAUCACCAAAGAUGAAAAUCUCACCUGGGAAGAAUUUAAUGAAGCGGCCCCGUGCAUAGUCUCAUUCAUGAAGCUACACAACUGGCCAAACAACAGAGUCAACAUGCACAUCCAAUUCUGGACGGCCCUUCAAGCCCACCGCUGGCAUCACGCACCGGACGCGCUCAAGCAAAAAGCUUUGCUACUCUACCAGUCGCAACAACGACACUGCUGGCACCUCACAGUAGGAACCGCACAAGGUUGGAGUUUAGAGGAGAUCAACCAAGAUCUUCUAUUCGAAGCGAGAGAGGAUCUAUUCAAUGAGAAAUGA